AUGCCUCAUCACAGCCUCCACCACCUGAACUGGGUGCUGCCCGUUCGCAUCGUCCAGGCCGUCUUUGCAAUCAUCGUCCUCGGUCUGACAGCAUACGUCAUCAACGUCGAGCUAGAAUGGUCCUGGUACUCCUCCGACACCGUCAACUUCGACCUCUUCAACGCCGUCUGGACCCUCGUCGUCGCCCUCCCAUACUUGUCGCUGGUGCCCAUCUUCUUCGCAAACCUGUCGCACCAUUAUGCUGUACUGGCAAUUGAGAUUGUGACCAUGAUUUUCUGGUUUGCCGGUUUCAUUGCGUUGGGUGCGUUGUUGCCGCCGCCCAGAGCGUGUCAUUACAGUGUCUGCAGUUCGUUGCAGGCUGCUACUGUGUUUGCGGCUUUUGAAUGGCUGCUGUUUGCGAUUACUACUGCAUUCACCAUCCGUCUUGCUCUCCAAUCGAGAAAUGAUACCGCCGCGGUCCACGCAAAGACCUCUGGCGUCCAGGCUCAUGCUGAAGUCUAA
This is a messenger RNA of Talaromyces amestolkiae, 501 nucleotides long. RefSeq lists its product as uncharacterized. The coding region runs from base 1 to 501 and encodes 166 amino acids. Gene Ontology annotation, cellular component: membrane. NCBI's taxonomy places the organism in Eukaryota, Fungi, Ascomycota, Eurotiomycetes, Eurotiales, Trichocomaceae. The record is from RefSeq and is a predicted model, not a curated record. The transcript has 3 exons.